CUCCAUCGCCAGCUACUCUCCCCCCUCCUUCCCUGCUCUCACUCCCACCUCCUCUACCUCUCUACGCUGGACUCAAAUGCUACUAACACCGGUAGGUUUAGCUACUGUCGUUCUGUCAGCCAAAGAUACAGAGUAAAAGGCUUUGAUUUCACACCCCAACCAUACCGGGAGAAAAUAUCGGAAACGCUCAAUGUGAUAUCCCCCAACUCGAGCUAACAGCAACUGCAAGCGCACGAUUAGCCAGCAUAACUCCACUUGGACAGCAACACACUGCUGUAAUCAGCUGACCACCGAGUGACUAGCUAACAGACAGAUUGACACUUUGACCAGCCGGGGCUUCAGAUAAAUGGCUGACAAGCAGAUCAGUUUGCCUGCCAAAUUGAUCAAUGGGGGGAUCGCUGGCCUGAUUGGAGUGACCUGUGUGUUUCCCAUUGACCUGGCCAAGACUCGCUUGCAAAACCAGCAAAAUGGAUCUCGCCUUUACACCAGCAUGUCAGACUGCCUUAUUAAGACCAUCCGGUCGGAGGGGUAUUUUGGGAUGUACAGAGGAGCGGCGGUGAACUUAACACUAGUCACGCCAGAGAAAGCCAUCAAAUUGGCUGCUAACGACCUCUUCAGGCACCACCUCUCCAAGGAUGGAAAACUCACUCUGCUCAAAGAGAUGCUGGCUGGCUGCGGGGCCGGUACAUGCCAGGUUAUUGUUACAACUCCUAUGGAGAUGCUGAAAAUCCAGCUCCAAGAUGCUGGACGAAUUGCGGCUCAGAGGAAGCUGAUGCCAGAGACGGUAGCAGCAGGUACUGUGGAGACCAAGUCUCCAACAGCCAUUCAGCUCACCAGAGAACUAUUUAGGGAAAAGGGUAUUGCUGGGCUGUAUAAGGGCCUGGGUGCCACCGUGCUCAGGGAUGUUCCUUUCUCCAUGAUCUAUUUCCCCCUUUUUGCCAACCUGAACAGCCUGGGCAAAAGAGGCGUAGACGGGCCCGCCCCCUUCUACGUGUCGUUCAUAUCGGGCUGCCUCGCGGGGAGCACAGCGGCCGUUGCUGUCAACCCUAUUGAUGUGAUAAAGACCAGAUUGCAGUCGCUGAACCGAGGAAGCACAGAGGACACGUACAGUGGAGUGAAUGACUGUAUCAGGAAAAUCCUGCGUAAUGAGGGACCAUCAGCCUUCCUGAAGGGAGCCUACUGUCGAGCCUUGGUCAUUGCGCCUCUGUUCGGCAUCGCCCAGGUGGUCUACUUCUUGGGUGUGGCUGAAUAUAUUAUCAGCUUCUUGACUAAAAAAGACAACUAAGAAGCACUUCUGCCUUUCCCUCCCACAAUGCAUCACGCUCACCGCGUUCAUCUCAUUCUGAAAGAAAUUUUCGAUGGGUCAAAGCGUGGCCGGUCAGUACAUGUUGUUUUGAAUUUGUUGUGUUGAAUGUUGAAAUAGCUGAGGAGGGGGAGCCUUUGUUUGCCAAGCUGCCUACGGUGGCACGCAACAAUCCAGUAGGCACGCUGAGCUAGCUCUCUGGAAACGAAGCCACAAAUAUCAGUUGACGUUUUAAAGGAAUAUUGCUUUAUAAUUACAGCAUUUUAUUGCAUUUUGUGAAAAUGAUUGUCGAAUUUCCAAAGUAGAUGUACUGCCCUUGGUUGCUGCAGUUCUGCAAGCCCGACACUACCUAAUUCACACAGCAUUAGUCUCUGAAUGACAGAGAAGAUCAUAGUGAUCAUACAUCGCUAGAUUAAAUGCAUGUACUUUACUUAGAAAGAUAUUUGAAAACAUAAGAAUAGAAUAUUUUCUAAAAAAUGCUAUUCAAAGAAUUCCCCCAGACAUUAUGUCUUAAAAAAUAGUAUAUUUAGAAUGAGAGCAAAACAUAGAGUAAGCCUGAGUUUCAGACAAAGACCCCGGGAAUGCGUUACCGUGAUACCAGCACAGCCCCUCUGAUCUCUCCUCAGAAGCCCCAUCCCUUCCUGUAAGUGCUUGUAAUGAACUCAGAACCAUUCAGCUCCAUGCAGACUUUGAUUGCCUUAGCUUUCCAAGUAGAUCAGGUUCCAUUUGAUAUUUAGUGCUACCACAAUGGUUUGACUGUUUUGCCUCAGUGAAAAAGAUAGCUCCUGUUUCGUAGUCGCACCCUAAACUGAAGGGACCGUGUUCGGAAAUUGGGGGCUUUACGCACUUCCAAACUACACGUACGCAUAGUUUGAAGCUGCCUCUCUGCUGCUUUCUAUGGGUUGAAACUGUCAAGCAUGUCAUAGUUGUGGCCACACCCCAAUCAGAGACGUCACAGCAGGAGUGUUGCCUUCGAGAGAUGAUGGAAAACACCUGCUGUGACAUCACUGAUUGGAUUGCGGCUAAAAGUGCUGUGUGCGCGUAAAAAGUGUCAGUCCACAGAGAGCAGAGAGGCAGUGGUUUUCAGCCCUGUGCUGAAAAUUGUGGUUCAGAUGAAAGCGUUAGCCGUGAGCACUAAAUGGGUUUUAAUAGGAUGCAGGUUAUUAGCUGAUUUUAUUUGAAUUAUGCUGAUCAGACAUGACAUGCUGAGGCCUCAUGAGUACAGUCAUCCAUUGUGGAGCCAGUAAGACCUGAGCUGGAACAGUUCAAACCACUUAGCUCCACAAGUAAUUAUUAUUGUUUACAGAUGAGUUCACACUCACUUUAGAUUCUUUGUCUGAACUAGAAUUCAUUGGCAGAACCCGAAGAGCUGAUUUUCUUCCUCAGAAAAUCAAACCGACGUGUUUUCAGCGUGUUCUAUGAUUUUACCAAACAUCUCGGCUUGUUUGUUUUAGAGGUUUUGUUUGCUUUAAGCUGCGAGGGGGAAAGCAGCUCUGUCGUAUCUUGUUUAUGCAUCAGGACACUGAAGCCCUGCCAUUGGUUCAUCUCGCCGGAGAUCAAGGUGACUUUGAUAUGUAUUAUCCAAUCACAUUCCUUCCUCGCUCCCACUGUCCAAGCAGCUCCUCAAUUCUACUGUUGCACUGUCGACACGCGAUUGCGACUUUCCGAUGUUUUAUCAUUUGUGGGAGCGAGUGAUCUAUUUAUCAGAAACCCUUUCUAUAUGUAGUAUAGCACUAUAUAUUUGUAUGUGUUGUUUUAUCUGUGACAAAGUGUCCACCUUAACUAUAUUGUACAGAAAAUAUGAAAUGUAUGUUUUAGGAUUUAUUGUUCGGUUUGUACAUGAUGGCUUAUUUGCACACCUACCGCCCAAUCCAUAAUGUGGUGAUUUUAUGUUGUGAUGCUGUCGACAUAUCAAAUGAAGGAACAUGUUUUAUUGCAGCAAACAUUUGAACUUAAAUGCAGCAUGUUGAGUUUUUUUUAUACUGUAUGCAAAGGGGAACACUAGUAUAAAUCAAGGAGGGUUUUUGUGGAGGUGCCAUUUCUCCUGAGCUAUUGGUUAAGCUGGUCAGCCUAUUGUCCUGUUUCAUCAACUGGGACCAAACGGAACAUCAUUUAAUGAUGACAGAAAUGUAGGUAGUUUUAAAUGAAUGACCUCUGGGGCUAAUAGGACAGUUCUGGAAGUGAAAUGUCAUGAAAUACAGCCUGAACGAGGCCUCUAGGGAGCUGCUGACAUCAGACUGUAAGUCUUAACAUCUGUGAACGGUGCUUCUUUCAUGAGGUAGCUGCGACAUGACAUUGAUGGCACUAAGGGCCAAGUCUGCAACGACUGAAUCACAAGCGAGGAAAUCUCGGCGUUAUCGAUGUCUUAACGGAGAGCCAUAGGUCAGGGAGGGACAUUAGAACUGCUAGACAUGGACUGGCACCUCCGGCCUUGCUGACAGAUGACAGCUGGGCCACAGGAAGACGGUGAAAAGAGCUGUCUAGCUGCGUAAGCUCGUCGUUAGAAAUUACUGUUUUUCAACAUUCCUAUUGCCAGUUCAUCUCGUAUAUGCUGUUUUAUUGUGUUAAUGCCUAUUUUUGUGUUGUUGAGAUUAUUGUUAUGGUAUUUUUUAACUGCCCAUCCCCCACCCACUCCCUUGUUGUUUUCAGAUUUUCUUUUCUGUAUCUUUGGUUGAAUCUUGAAAAUGUUGUGCAAGUAAUUUUGUUUCACUCAGCUGUGAACUUUCACUGACCGUGUGCAUUUGGUUAUAUAUAUAUGUGCGUGCGUGCGUGUCUGACUGUGUAGUGCUGUAGUUGAUGUGUAGUUGUUAGUGCGACACUGCGGUAUUUUUCUCUUUGAUUGUCAGACCCGUGUUCUCUCCCCUCUUUCCUUCUACCUUUCACACUCCUCUGCCAUCGACUCUCCCCAGCAUCCACAGCCGGGGCUGCAGGUCGAUGCAGAGGAGCUCUGAAACACCAAAUGUAUGACUUAGAGUGUAUACAAUCAAAGAAAGCACAAAGGAUUUUUAGGCACAAGAGACCACAUGGCCCACUUUGAAUAUACUCGGACUACGUUCUUGGAAAACAAUGUGCUGCUUUCCCUGACAUGGUUUAAAGUCAGAGUUAUUCAAGUGGAGAAGUCGAUUGCGAUUAACUUUUUAGUCUUGUAAGAAAGUUUAUCUAUGUCUGUAAAACUUGAUCCAUAGGGCUGAGACGACAGGUCGUUAUAAGAGACCCAUGUGAUGGUGUCCACAAUGUCACCCAUCAGCAGUUAUCCACAAAAUGUAUAUCGCCUACAUAUUCUAAAUGAAUCAGAUAUAAGAAUGUAUCUUAGAUAUUAUGAGAUGUAUUAUUAUUAUCAUAGUGAAGAGUUUAUUACAUUUUAAUCUAAAGAUUUGUGCUUUACACAUUCACUGAAAAUGUUCAUGAACCAGCUCACUGAUAUGCAAUAAGUAGAAGCUGCAAACACACACUAGAAAAAACAAACAAUGGACACAGACAAAAAUAACUUCACAAUGUAUGAUGCAAGCGGGGAAUUUGGAGGCCUUCUGGGGUCUCUUCAGGGCCUCUGUUGUCUUCCUCCAAGAGGAAUCGUGCAUUCUAGCACUUUAAAAUAUAGGGACCCUCACCCCACUGUCCAUCGACAAAGUCUCUCUCUGUGGCAAAGAGGGUGUUUAUGAAUACGUGUGGUGAAUGGCACAGUUGUUCUAGACAUUGUUGACAAUGCAAUUGGAAAAAAAAAAAAUAUAUAUAUAUUGUGUUCCCUGUCACAAUUUUGUGUUCAAUAAACUGACUGUCCUGAAAUCGCCUGGUGCAGUCUGUGCUGUGGGUUA
Messenger RNA from Anarrhichthys ocellatus (wolf-eel), 5115 nucleotides. It is a transcript of the gene slc25a22a, whose product is annotated as solute carrier family 25 member 22a. Lineage: Eukaryota; Metazoa; Chordata; Actinopteri; Perciformes; Anarhichadidae. Gene Ontology annotation, molecular function: L-glutamate transmembrane transporter activity; L-aspartate transmembrane transporter activity. Gene Ontology annotation, biological process: malate-aspartate shuttle; L-glutamate transmembrane transport; aspartate transmembrane transport. The record is from RefSeq and is a predicted model, not a curated record. The transcript is spliced from 11 exons. The coding region runs from base 347 to 1285 and encodes 312 amino acids.